Capronia epimyces CBS 606.96 is the source of this 2265-nucleotide messenger RNA. RefSeq lists its product as uncharacterized. Gene Ontology annotation, biological process: DNA-templated transcription; positive regulation of transcription from RNA polymerase II promoter by galactose. The record is from RefSeq and is a predicted model, not a curated record. The transcript has a single exon. Gene Ontology annotation, cellular component: nucleus. Bases 1 to 2265 code for a protein of 754 amino acids. Gene Ontology annotation, molecular function: DNA-binding transcription factor activity, RNA polymerase II-specific; zinc ion binding; RNA polymerase II cis-regulatory region sequence-specific DNA binding. NCBI's taxonomy places the organism in Eukaryota, Fungi, Ascomycota, Eurotiomycetes, Chaetothyriales, Herpotrichiellaceae.
AUGCCUCGUCCGCGGGUCAAGGACGAAGACCGCAAGCGCGUAGCCCGCGCAUGCGACACGUGCAAGCGGCGCAAAGAAAAAUGUGACGGACAGCAUCCGUGCCUGUUAUGCAAGCGGCGAGGUCGCGACCUAGAGUGCGUCUUCAGCGAGGGUUAUUCCAAGCGCGGCUCCCGUCGCCAGGACAGUGUCGCCUCGUCCUCGCAGCCCAUGACCCUGAGGGAUGCCUUGACCGACUCCAAUGACGCCGAGAUCGCCAUCGAGUCGCUGUUGACGUUGUCAGGAUCAAGGAGUGCCGCCAAGUCUCCUCAAGAAGAAAAGGACGAGGACGCGGACGCCGUGAUAUCGAGAGCGCCCGUCCCGAAGCUCGCUCGACUGCUCCGCGAUGGACGCGGCAAGUUCCUCUUCGUCGGCGACUCGAGCAAUCUGGCAUUCGUGCAGAACAUUCGCCGGCUGGUCAAGAGUGAGAUUGGCGAAUGCCAGCUGACUUCCGACCCUCUACGACAUGCAAUGUGCGAGGUGAUUCCGCCGCGCAAACCCCCAACCGCGUUGCAGUCUCGGCAUCCGAAACCUACCCGGGCCGAAGCCCUGGACCUGAUCAAACAUUAUCUGUUGGCAUCGAGCGGCGUGAUAGAUCUGUUCGAUCCCGACGAUAUCACAGAGCAUCUCUGCGCCUGGACCCGCGAUCCGACGGCCGAGACGGAUUUCAAUAGCUCCAUCUAUUACCUGGUCAUGGCGAUUGGAGCCCUCACCCGCAGUUCCAGUCAAUCCGACCUGGACCAAGCUGAAUUCUAUUUUCAGCGUGGGCGAGAAAUUGGCGUGACAAGCUUUCUGGAAGAUCCCAGUGUCCUGACCAUCCAGGCCUAUACGCUCAUUACCUUCUACAUGCUAGCAGCUGUUCGGCGCAAUGGCGGCUUCAUGUUAUUGGGUAUUGCCGUUCGUGCCGCCUAUGCUUUGGGCCUGCAUAGAAGUGAUAUAUCCAAUCUGUUUGAGCCUCGCGAAAGGCUCGCGCGAGAAAGAGUGUGGAAGAGCCUGCGAGUACUGGAUUUGUAUAUGAGCGGAUCGCUUGGCCGCCCCCCUGCGACCUCGGAAGUCGACGGUGGCAGUGUUUCGUGGAACCGCUCCACCCGAGAUUACGAAGAUAUCCAGAUGAACGGUCGAACCACUUCGGCGACCUUGAGGAUCUGUUUCAUCUUCGAACGCAUCCUGAACGAGGUCUAUUGUCGCCGUGAAGUAUCCGUCCAGCUCGUGGAGAGUAUAUCUCGACAAUAUCGGGACUGGACGGCCCAGUUGCCGGCGGGAUUGCAAGCUGACAGCCUCGACCAGAAGGUGGGCUCUAUAGCCCCGACGUUGCGACAAACAAUCGGCAUCGCUCAUCUGAAAGGUGCAUACUACUGGUCCAUCAUACUGUUGACGAGGCCAUUCCUUAUCUUUAAGGUUUCCUCCAAGAUCAAAAACCAGCCAGAGGAAGAGGAUAGUGCCGGCAACUCAGUGACGAUGACCCUGAGUGAAGCAUGUAUCGACGCUGCUUUGAGAAGCAUCGAGAUCGCAACGGACCUGGUCUAUCUGCCCGGAGUCCCCAAGAGACUAUUCAUGAUCACCAACAGUGUGUUUAUCUCCGCCAUGGUGAUUGGGUUUGCCAUCUUCGGGGACUUUGACAAGUCCUUUCCGUUGCUGAGCAGUAUCACUCAGGCGGAAUCUAUCUUGACUAUAAUGGCCAAGGAUGAUAUGUCGGCGCGCCGACAUGAUACCAUCACCCGACAUCUGCAUCUAGCCGCCCUUGAACAUAUCGAAAGACGUGAACAGAAGCAGAUGCAGAAACGGAGGCAAGACAUCCACAACAUCUUUGGUGAUCCAAUCAACAAAGGCGAUAGUGCGAGGUCAACUAGAACGAGCACGGGCAAUCAAACCCCGAGUGCCACCCCGGUCUCUGCGUUGCAGCACAACGGAGGUGCGCACUUUGACACGUCAGAGCCCAUGGAAGAGGCAGCACCGCCAUGGCAGUUACGCUUCGAAAUGCCUCCUGAAAGCCGUGGUCCCGUGCUCACAACAUCUGGAGCACUGGCCUACACUGGCGAAGAUUCCGGGGAACAGCCGAUCCCACCCUUGCCGCGGCAUGAUCUUGAGCGGGUGCCAGAUACUGAUUAUCUCUCGCCGGAGGGCUCAGGCAUUCCAAGCCUGCCGUCAUACGCUGAGGAGUUUCCUCUCUUCUCAUUAAUGACCGACUUUGACCAGUUGCAGGAUCCAUUUCAGUUGGUGGAAACGUGA